CCCGCCACCCCGCCGCCCCGCCGCACGCCCCGCCACGCACCUCUCAUACGCGCCGCUUGCGCAACGCACCACAAAACGCAAAGGUCGACGCUAUUGGCAUUUAAACGCUCUCUGACAUUAGGAGACGUUGCAUUAGAAUGUGAUGCUUCCUCGUGCCUGAGCUUGUAUUUCGCAACGUGAGAGAGAGGUCCAGCCCCAGUCCCGUCAGUCGCCGGCGCCCGCUCCGCCGCCAUGCACGCCGCCGCCAUAUGUUUGCUGGUAUGUACCAUCUACUCGGCCUACGCCGACGUAGACAUCAUCACAGAGCCGAGGCCCGGCGAGGAGUACGUCCUGGUGAGCUCCGGGCAGCAGACGCCCAUCAGGAACUUCGAGACUUCCCACAAGAUCCCCGAGAAGCACCCGCAGCGAGUGACGAGGCCUGAAGAUGGCCCCGACAAGGUCAUCAAGAAGUUCCACAGCGUGAAAAGUUCCGUCAGACAUUCUGCCGAAGGCAUCGUCGCCAUCGGAGAAGACAAGCGGGUCUUGCACAAGAAAGGAUACAAGGGGAAAGUAGCCGACACGAUUGAGGUAGAUACACCUGUAUCGAAGUUGGAAGAUAUAAAAAUUUCUGAAAACGUACAGAAUGGAGAAACCAACCCUGAGAUGGCAGUUGCUCUGGAGGCGAUGUCCGAGUCCGGCAAGCUGGGCGGCGGCGCCGGCACCACCACGCAGCGGCCGGUGCUGACCACCGCCGUCCCGCCUACCACCACGCACGGCUACGACUACGUGCCAAUCAACUUCGACAGCAUCGACGACAUCAACAGCGGCCUUCUCUCCUCCGACGUCAAGUUGGAAACCGCUGGCUCUGAACAAAAGCAACACUCGCGUAUUCAAAUAAAGAAGGGCCCCAACGGUCAAGAUUACGAGUACGAGUACAUUUACUACUACUACGACGAGGAAGAUGGCGGCAAGGGCAAGGACAAGUCUUCGUCGACGACUGCGGCUCCGGUGCACAACGCUCACGACGGACCCCAGAAGGUGGAGACUGAGAACCACAUUGCGAAAGAGACGAAGGGAAGAAACAAGUACAGUUCGAUCGACCGGAGCGGGUCGACCACGCCCGCCGCGACGCCCGCCACUGAGAACGAGGUGCUCCCGGCGUCAGGGCGAGGCCGCCAGAGAGGCCGCACCAUCGCCCCUGCACCCGUCAAUGAAGAAAUUGUUGAAGACAGGCUACCAUCAAGCACCCGUUUCCCUCCCCGUGGCCGCAACCUUGGAAGCAGCAGCACCACCUACGUCCCAGAGGUUUCUUCGGAGGCUGUCAAGCAGCAGCGAGGCAGACCACAGUCUGACAGUGUGGCUGAUGAGUCCAUAGGCCAGACCAGGAGCAGGACCCGGGCUCAUAUCAGGCGUCCCAGCUCAGAGUUGGUCGACCUAGAUAGCUUCAAAACAAAUUCCGGAGAUAUCCCUAGCCAAUACAAGGAACUCCCAUCAAGGUACUCUUCUGAGAGCAAAACCACUACUGACGUUGCCGAGACCAAAGAGCCCCUGCACACCAAAGAUGCGCCGAGGGAAGGCCACAGCAUCUCCAACAUAGUCAGGUUCCAAGAAGUAUUGGACAGCUCGAAGCUGCCAGCUGACUACAAGACCACGACCACGGCGGACCACGACACUACCGAGUACACCACGAUGACCGCUAUGGAGAAGGUGGCUCUGGACUUAUACGCUUACCUGGCUGGGGAGAACCUGAACAACGAGAUCAACCCGACCGUGGAUGACUUAUCCACAUUCGACGGAUCCACGACCGUCGAGGACGACACGUUCACCACCGAGGCUCUGAGCACGACGGAGGAGGCGACCACGCCGACCACCACGACUACGACCACCACUACCACGACCACGACCACGGAGGCCCCGACCACGACCACCGCCGCGCCGUCUACACGCCCCUCAAGAUUCAAGAUCCGCAGCGGAGCCAGGGGACGCGCUUCCUCCACCACCAGCACCACCACGGAAGCCGCCGUCGAAACAUCCACUAAAGUCAGAGGACGCUUUGGAAAGCCCGGUAUUGGAGGACGAAGGACCACAGCGGCGGCGGCGGCCCCAGUCGAGGGAUCCUCAACCACUGCUGCCUCCGUAGAGAGAGCCACGGCAGCCACUAAGCAAGCGUUCGGUCGCCGCGGCCUGUUCGCCGGUCGCACUCGCCCCGCAUCCACCACAUCUGCGCCUGCGCAAGACGGGUCUGCCCCCGCGCCCGCCGCAGACGCCCCCGCCGCCCCCGCCGCACCACAGCGCGCGCUCCACCGGCCGACCCUGCGUCGCCUGACCACCAGCACCGCGGCCCCGGCCCCCGAGGGCGACGCCGCUGAGACCGAGGACCAGACUUCGGAGACCACCACCGCCAGCACUAGGACUAUUGGCCGCCGUCCCGGCCUACGCCCCCUGCGCCCGGGCCCCCGACUGAACCUGGCGCCGCGCCCCAACCCGCGCCUCCGCGGAGCCAGCCCGGCCCCCGAGGCGGUGUCUGAAGCACCCGCCGAGACCGCAGCCCCUGAGGCCGGCAGCACUGAUGCUGAUACCGAGGGUCCAUCAUCAACCGCCGCCCCCGAGGCCCCACACCGCGGUGUGAAGCUGCGCCACUCCCUGAUCCCGCCGUCCCCCAAGCCCAGGGUGGCCGUGACCGCGCCGCCCAGACGCCCCAACCCGCUGCUGCGACGCAAGCAGGCCACCACUGAGGCAACCACAGAGCCAGCGAAGAAGGCCGAAGAGGAAGAGCCCACCACCGUGGCGGACCGCUCAGCCACUGAGGGCGAGGAGGUGGCCGCGGAGACCACGCCGGCGCCACCCCUGAGGGGACUGGACGCCCUGUACGCCAGGAGACGCCAGGCUCAGGCCGCCCGCGCCCGGCCCGCCAAGCGCAGUGCUUGAGCCAACCACCACUAGCCCUUAACCACUGCACUGUCUAAUGAAACGGAGUGUUGUAACGUUGCUAUUCUAAUUUCGUAGGCGCGUUAUGUGAUUGUUUAUCUUAUGCAGCAGUUACAAUGCUUUGAAACAUUAGACAGUGAGCCGUCAAGUAACCGAUGUGAUAUCCCUUUAGCAAGUUACCUGCAAGGACCUUUUUAGCAAGUUUUGUUCAGUUUCCUGAAAGAUUUUCUCCUGGUCUACUUGGCUCUGGUUGAGGGCAGAACUUUAGGUCAACAGAACCAAAUAUUUGUAAGACAAGACCUCCAACCCUGCUCCGCUGAUACUCAACAUGUUCUUGAAACUAGUUUUUUUUCUUCAUAAAAUACGUAGACUUAUUUUUUUACUUUUAUACUUUAUCUCGACACUACCUGCCAUACCAUUUACAUACUUCUAGGCAGCGCGUAUGAAUUUAAUUAGAUUUUAUCUGACUGAGAAAUCGAUAGCGAAUUCAACAUUUGUAUGUAUACUACCUACUUACAAUUUUCUGUUGUUUAAAACUAUGUAUGUAAAUAUUAGAUGUAAGCUUUAGCCUAUCGAAGUGGCCAACUGUUUUUUUAACUCUAGCUGUCGAUCUUUUAUAUGAUUCAUUCACUAGUAAAAUUGUUGUUUGGGUGAAAUGCAACUUAGAAUUUUCAUGGCCAACUUUUCCUUAGACUAUUAUCGGUACGAGCUUAUCAUUAAUUGUGCUUUAAUGCCCGUAAGUCACAUGAUGAAACAUUUUGGAAAAAGUAUUCGUAACUUUAUUUUCCUUUUUACCGACAUAAGAAUGAUAUUAUUUCUUUAUUUGGUUAUAAACUGUGAAAACUCGAUCAUUUUACCUACCCUACGGAAAUUUAUUUAGGCGAAUAUGUAGGUUAUUCUAUUUUAUUUAUUUUUACGUGACUUGUAACAUUCGUCGUACCUAGUAGCGUUAAGCAAAGAAGUCGUUAAUAUAAAAUAAAAUAUCUAAGUUUCAUCACAAUAUCGAAAAAGUUGCACUGAUUUAAGUGCCAUUGUCAAUAUUCAUAAAGGUGUAUGUUCACUCGGUCGGAUACCUUACUUCGUAACUCAAUCGACUGGUGAACGCUCAGCUUAAGUUUUGUAUGUGUGAUACCUACGAUAAAAUAUAGGUACUAAAUAAUA
Plutella xylostella (diamondback moth) is the source of this 4068-nucleotide messenger RNA. RefSeq lists its product as uncharacterized. The record is from RefSeq and is a predicted model, not a curated record. Lineage: Eukaryota; Metazoa; Arthropoda; Insecta; Lepidoptera; Plutellidae.